GAGGGACAGGGCUGAUGAUUAGGGCCCGAAUCUAAGCUACCCCUCACGACUAUCAGCCAUUAUCAUCAUCCUCCUUUCUUAUUUCUUUCACCUACCUCUUCGUAAAUCUACCACAGUCAUUGACACAAUGUCUUACCCCCUCGAAGCAAUCGGCAUCAUCUCCAUCGGAGAGAUGGGUCUGGGCAUUGCCCAGCUCCUAAUCGCCCACCACUACCGAGUCCUAACCUAUGCGGCCGAUCGGAGCGAUGCCACUCAGCGCCGAGCAUGGGAAGCAGGCAUCGAGCUCCGCCCCUCAAUGCAAGACCUCGUCGACCAAAGCGACUGCCUCCUCUCCAUCGUCCCACCACGGGACGCACUCACAACCGCCCAUCGCAUCGUGGAAGCAUCGUCCGCGCGGCCCGCGGUCCGCGAUACCCCGCUAUGGGUGAUCGAUCUGAACGCCGUGUCCCCACAGACAGCGCGCGAGAUAGAGUCCGUGAUUACUGAAGCGUCAGCAUCAUCAUCGCACCUCCGCUACAUCGAUGGAGGCAUCGUGGGAGGUCCACCCAGGCCAUUGCAGCCAACCAACCCGAAUGAACCAUCCUGGCAUUGUCCCAGCUUGAUCGUUUCUGGCCCCGAGAAGCUCCCAGACGAGAAGUUAUCCCGCACGCUGAACAUCAAACAUAUCUCGGACAAAAUCGGCGUAGCGACCGGGUUGAAGAUGUGCUUUGCGUCUCUGACGAAGGGGUUUUUCGCGUUGGCUAUUCAGUCCUUCACUACGGCCCAUUCGCUGGGCGUGCUGCCGCAUUUGAAGGACCUGAUGGAGGAAUAUAACCCGGCGACGCUACGUAUAGCGGAGAAGGGUGUGGUGGGGAUGCCGCCGAAGGCGUAUCGGUGGGUCAGGGAGAUGAAGGAGAUCGGUGAUACGAUGAGGGAUGAUGGGGGGUUUGAGAGUGAUCUAUUCUACGCCGUGGCCCAAGUGUAUCAAUCCGUCGCGGACGAUCCGAUCCUGGGGCAAGAGAAGCCGGAUGAUCGACAGCGGGGACAGACGGUCGAGGAUGUGGUUGAAUGUUUGGAUAAGAGCCUGAAGGUGAAGAAGGAUUGAUCCAUUCAAUCGAUGAAUUGUAUUUCGUUCCCUGUGUUGGAUAUAUGAUGGAUACCAUGUGUUUAUUCUCUACCUAAGUACCUCCCAAGCCCCAGCCCCGAUGCCGAAUUGAGUGGUCCAUAAGUGCAUGAUACUAUCCCAGUGGAAGGGAGUCAUCUCAUUCUGUAACACACCUAUUGUCAACCCACCGCCACCACACUAC
Molecule: messenger RNA, 1286 nt
Organism: Aspergillus welwitschiae
Lineage: Eukaryota; Fungi; Ascomycota; Eurotiomycetes; Eurotiales; Aspergillaceae
Product: 6-phosphogluconate dehydrogenase C-terminal domain-like protein
Exons: 3
Coding region: 128-1084 (318 amino acids)
Molecular function (GO): oxidoreductase activity; NADP binding
Source: RefSeq, a predicted model, not a curated record